Molecule: messenger RNA, 813 nt
Organism: Colletotrichum phormii
Lineage: Eukaryota; Fungi; Ascomycota; Sordariomycetes; Glomerellales; Glomerellaceae
Product: AIG2-like family protein
Exons: 4
Coding region: 156-725 (189 amino acids)
Source: RefSeq, a predicted model, not a curated record
CUAGAUUCUCGCGCACUGGUUUUCUUUUCGACGGCCUCUGCAUCGUCAACGCUUGGGCAGCAACUCUCAUUUGGUCAACUUCAACAUCUCACGAAGUCAUCCCGAUAACACAUAACCUACCUACUUCUGUCCAACACCAAGAAAACGUAUCCAAGAUGAGCGGACCGCAUACAGCCUUCUUCUACGGCACUCUGAUGGAGCCCAAAGUCUUCUUCACGGUCGUCCAAGGCAACGGCAACCCGCCCCAGGCAAUCAAGGACCUCUACACAUUCACGCCCGCCCUUCUGCACGACCACACCCGCCACCGCGUCCAGCUGGCCGACUACCCGGGCAUGAUCCCCGAAGCCGGCGGUUCUGUUCUGGGCAUCUACGCCACGGGUCUCACGGACGCCAACGUCCUCAAGCUCGACUUUUUCGAGGGCUCCGAGUACGAGAAGAAGAUGGUCACCGUCAAGGUCCGCGGCGGCGGCGGUGGUGGUGCUGGUGCUGGUGCUGGUGCGGAGCAGAAGGAAGAGGACAAGGAGGCCAUGGCUUACAUCUACAAGCGCCCGGAGAACUUGGAGCGCGUGGAGUGGUCAUUCGAAGAGUUCCGCAAGGACAAGAUGCACGUCUGGACGCGCGAGAGCUAUGUCUUUGAAGGCUGCGACGAUUAUGCAGAGUUUGAAAAGGUAGAGAAGGAAGAUGCAAACGGUCACGAGGAGAAGAAGGAUGCUGGUGCCAAGUAGAGUGAUGCUUGGCUAGGGGACUUCAAUUAGGUCAACAUGCCUCUUCUUUUCCUGUUCUUCUCUGUCACAUGGCGGCAAACGGCAUUAU